ACCAUUGAGUUAAUAUUAAAGAUAGAAAGAGCGAGAUACUUGAACUUGUUCAACAGUUGAUAAAGAGAGAAAGAGCAUUAGUAUACCACUCUACUUUAUUCUAAUUGGAUCUUUAAUAUUAACUGUGUACAUAAACCACCAAUCAAAAGCGAGUAAAGAGAGGUAGAAGGUGGUAUAUCGACACUCUGUUUCUCUUUCAAUAAUACCGCCCUCUCUAUGUAACUUUAUGACCUAUACUUUUGUUGCGCACGAACAAUUAAUUUUUGUUAAAACCUAAGUGUAUAUAUAAUAUCGAAAGUAUCUUUUGUAAACCAGAAGAUUCAAUGUUAGUAAACGUAGUGUAUAUUGUAUACAUAACCUAAACUGUUUACUAUAUAAAGUUGACCGUACAACAGAAUCACGGGAUGACUUUAGGUGGAACGCCUACAGAAGUACCUGUAGAACAGGUACACGCUAAAAGUAUCAUAGUUAUCCAUCCGGGGUCGUUAAAUUUAAGAAUAGGCAGAGCUUCGGAUUUAAAUCCGUUAACAACUUUACAUGCUAUCGCAAGGAGGAGAUUACCGAAUGGAAUUGAAUAUACAGACAGUUUUUUACCAGAACGAGUUGAUUCGACGCAAAUACAAGAAUUGGAGGAAGCUAGACUAGCAGUAUCACAUACCUUACAGUCUUGUCUACAAUCUGAUGGACGAAGAAGGUAUGCUACUCCACCGCAACAAAUAGCAGCUUUUAAUCGUCGUUCCGAACCGGAAUUAGUGAGUAACACAGGUGGUGAUUGGGUAAAACCGGAAGGUGACCUAGUUAUUGGUAAUGAUAUAUUGCGAUUAGAUCCAAAGCAAGAAUUCAACAUACAUUUUCCUUAUAAAAGGGGAGAACUAAAUGUUCAUUCAGGACCAGGGGGUUCAAUCACAUCUAUUAUGGCCGAUUUAGAAACAAUAUGGACUUAUAUACUUGAAGUGAAUUUUCAAAUUAGUCGAAAGGAGUUAAAACAUCACAAAGCUGUUUUAGUGAUACCAGACGUUUAUAAUAGGGUGUAUUUAAGGGAAUUGAUGUAUCUUUUGUUAUGUAAAAUUGGUUUCGGUAGUUGUUUUCUACUACAGGAUCACGUGGCAGCUACAUUCGGAUCCGGGUUAAGUUAUGCGUGUGUAAUUGAUGUUGGGGAUCAAAAAACGUCAGUUUCUUGUGUUGAAGAUGGGAUUUGUCACCAAAAUACCAGGGUUAGAUUGGAUUACGGGGGUGGUGAUAUAACUCAAGUAUUUUUUUGGCUUCUUCAAAAAUGCGCUUUUCCUUAUAAAGACUGUACGGAUAAAAAUAAAUUAGACACAAUGUUGUUAAGAAAACUCAAGGAAGAUUUUUGUCACGUUAAUUUAGAUGUAUGUGGUUCUCAGGAGAAAUCUUUUAUCUUAAAACAACCCGAUAUGCCAGUUUAUCAUUUCACUAUUCAAGUUGGUGAUGAAUGUAUUGUUGCUCCAUUGAGUCUCUUUAGUCCUGAAUUAUUUGCCAUCACUGGACCAAAAUUCAUACAUACCCAGAAGAUAUCAACCGGAGACCCUGAAGAUCCACAUGAUGAAAUAUAUUUGAGGGAUAUUAGGAAAAAGGGUAUGAAGGAAAGUUUGGAUACAGCAAAUUCCGAUAUGUUAAAUGAUACUUUUCUUGAUAACCAACAAAAUGCUCCUAACGAAGACGAUAUUGUGGUGGAUGCUAUGGAUCCGAUUAUGCCAGCAUCUAUUAAAGAAUUUGUAACAAAUCCAGGGCAAAUAUUGAGUCUGGAUCAAGCGGUUCUUCAAAGUAUUGAUAGAUGUCCAAACGAAGAAAUAAAAAGGAAAAUGUACGGGUGCAUUUUAGUGGUUGGUGGAGGGAUGAAAUUUUCAGGUAUAGGCACGUGGCUCCAGAAUAGAAUUUCACUUCAGAUUCCUUAUUUGUAUCGAGCUGAACAACUCGAUAUUGUAACCAAUCCUCGAGAUAUGGAUCCAGCAAUGGUUGCAUGGAAAGGAGCUUGUAUUAUGUCCUGUUUGGAAACUGCUCACGAACUUUGGAUCCAGGCUGAGGAAUGGGAAAAAUUUGGUGUAAGAAUCUUAAGAGAGAGGGCCCCGUUUACAUGGUAGACUAUCGAUAUUCUAUUUCCAAAUAUAGAUUGAGAAAUGUAGUAGAGAAUUUAAACUAAUAAGUCGAUAAUCAUUUUUUAUUUGUAUAAUUAACAUACAUAGUGCAAAUCAAAUUCCAAUUAUUUCAUAUUUUUGAUACACUGAGAGUAAAUGUUGGAAACAAAACCAUUUUUAUGAAUAUUCAACAAAAUUAUUUUGAAAAAUACGUGGAACAAUAUAAAAGCUGUUUGAAUUAAUUAGCCGCAAAUUUUUUUAAAUCUUAUAAAAUAAAGCACUAUUUUGAGGUUGUUUUUUUUUUAUUAUUUAAAUAUAUACACAACAUUAAGAUCAGGAAAUUUUCAUAUAUACAAAAUUGGUUAUUUUUCUUUUAAUAUUAAAAAUAAUUACACUAUUUUUACAACCGAACGGUGACAGGCUGCAGAUUUUUAUAUAUUACAACAAAUGCCAAGGUCCUAAGUCUGCAGUUUUGCUUCUUCAUUUCGGUGUUCACUUCAUUAUUUUUCUAUUAUUACCUCGAUCUAAAUAUUUUCUCUUUUAGAAUCUUUCCAAAGCACCCAUCCCAAUGCAAUGAAGAUUUUUCAUGGAUGUAUAUGAACGUCAAUGCCAAGGAAUUAUCCAUCAACUUUAAAUUGUAUUUUAAUUUGAUUAUGUUCCACGAUGCUUUUCCAAGAGUCGGUAACUUGGUAGAUAGAUCAUAGACUUUAAAUAGUUAACGGAAAGUUUGACUGAGGAGAAAAUAAACACACGAAUGAAGUGACUACUUCUGUAUCAGAAGAAAUAAAAAAAAAACUGCAACAAAAAACGAAAUAAUUUAUUCACAAGGCCUUUCGGAGAGCCGGUGAUUCAGUAGAUACAUCCUAGGCUCUAGAUUGGUCAUGGAAAGUACUAUUGAAGAAAAAUUGAAAUCAACAAUGAAGUAAAUACUGUCAGCUUCCAAAGAAAUGGCAAAAAUUUUAACAAAAAAUGAAAUUACUGAUUUAUAAGGCCUACCAGAUACCUGGGGCCUCAGUAGAUAGAUCCUAGGCUACGGAUUGGUCAUUCAAAAUACGAUUAAAGAGAUAUUAGACUCAACAAUGAAGUAAAUACUUUCAGCUUCCCAAAAAAUGGCACAAAUUUUAAUAAAAAAUGAAAUUACUGAUUUAUAAGGCCUACCAGAGACCUGGGGCCUCAGUAGAUAGAUCCUAGGCUCGGGAUUAGUAAUGGAAAGUAUGAUUAAAGAGAAAAUAAGUACAAGAAUGCUGAAGAAAGUAAAAUACCAGGUGAAAUUGGCAUUUGCUGUUUUAUAUAUGUAUUAUGUGAAUCUAUAGAUUUCCAAAUAAACUGUUUCUCGGGUAAUAAUUGUUAAUAGUUAACAAUAAAUUUUUCUUAAGCAACAUUCCAAGAUAUUUAUAAUUGUUUUUAUAGACUAAAAUAUGUUUCAGUUUUUUACUUUAUCGAAACGUGGGUUUGUUGUAAAUUGGGAACAAAUAUAUCAGUCUGUAUGUCUUGCAACCUGAGAUAAAUGCUCGACAUUUUUGUUAACCAAUACAGUCAGAUAGAUCUAAUCCUGGUUCAUAAUUUUUUUACUAAAAACGACAUUAUGAUCACAUCUUAGGUAAAUCUGUGAAAAUAAAAAUAAUUACCCAGGUGAGUAACCAGGAUAAAAAAAUUAUUUUAAACAGUAGUUCAAAUGUCCCAUGUGAUUUGGUUAGGUUAGGUUAGUCCCAUGUGAUUUGGUGUUUUGUAAUUAUGAAUAUCAUUUAAAAAUGAACUUGUAGGGUAUCAUCCAGUUAACAAACUGUCGAAGAAUCUUUAAAAUAAAAAUAAAACAGCAAACUGAGUCCACGUUUUAUCACUUGAAUAUCUUAUUGCCUUUUUCAUGGAAAUAUUUUUCAUCUGCAUGGAACUUAAUGUAAAUUCUGUUUUUAUACAAACUAAUGAUAACUAACAUAUUUUGUAGUAAAGUACCACAUCUGAUUUUGGAUAAAAAACUACAUUCUACCAAUUUCUUUCCAAUUGGGAUGUCUCUUUUAUUGAUACUUUAAUUUUACAAUAAUAAAAAAAUCAAAUCCAUCAAUAUGAUAUAAGAAACAACAAGAUGGAUAAAUAUUGUUGGAAGAUGGAUUUCGAAACCUCCAUGUCAAGGAUUUGGGUCUUACAAGUUGUUGGAAGAUGGAUUUUGAAGCCUCAGUGUCAUAGAGAAGCUCAAAAACUAGGAUUUGGGGCUUACAAGUUGUUGUAAGAUGGAUUUUGAAGUCUCAGUGUCAUAGAGACGCUCAAAAACUAGGAUUUGGGUCUUACAUGUUGUUGUAAGAUGGAUUUUGAAACCUCUAUGUCAUAGAGACGCUCAAAAACUGGGAUUUGGGGCUUACACGUGGUUGAAAGAUGGAUUUUGAAGCCUCAGUGUCAUAAAGAAGCUCAAAAACUAGGAUUUGGGGCCUACACGUUGUUGUAAGAUGGAUUUCGAAACCUCUAUGUCAUAGAGAAGCUCAAAAACUGGAUUUUGGAACUUAUACGUUAUUGGAAGAUAGAAUUCGAAACCUCUAUGACAUAGAGAAGCUCAAAAACUGGGAUUUGGGGCUUACACGUUGUUGUAAGAUGGAUUUCGAAACCUCUAUGACAUAGAGAAGCUCAAAAACUGGGAUAAGAAACAACAAGAUGGAUAAAUAUUGUUGGAAGAUGGAUUUUGAAACCUCCAUGUCAAGGAUUUGGGUCUUACAAGUUGUUGUAAGAUGGAUUUUGAAGUCUCAGUGUCAUAGAGAAGCUCAAAAACUAGGAUUUGGGGCCUACACGUUGUUGUAAGAUGGAUUUCGAAACCUCUAUGACAUAGAGAAGCUCAAAAACUGGGAUUUGGGGCCUACACGUUGUUGUAAGAUGGAUUUCGAAACCUCUAUGUCAUAGAGACGCUCAAAAACUAGGAUUUGGGGCCUACACGUUGUUGUAAGAUGGAUUUCGAAACCUCUAUGACAUAGAGAAGCUCAAAAACUGGGAUUUGGGGCUUACACGUUGUUGUAAGAUGGAUUUCGAAACCUCUAUGACAUAGAGAAGCUCAAAAACUGGAUUUUGGAACUUAUACGUUAUUGGAAGAUAGAAUUCGAAACCUCCUUGUCAUAGAGAAGCUCAAAAACUAGGAUUUGGGGCUUACACGUUAUUGUAAGAUGGAUUUUGAAAUCUCCAUGUCAUAGAGAAGGUCAAAAACUGGGAGCUCGGUGUUGAUGAGUCACGUCAGCCUGUUAAAUAUGUCUUGCACCUACUCCUCUAGGUGGGAUCAUGUCGAACAGCUCGGGAGAGCAUCUUCUGCGGUAGUAUAGAUGAAACAAAAUCAGGUCAGUGACCUUUUUUCUAUGAUUUAAGGUUCUAGUCAACUCUGGAUCGCCUAUAAGUCGAAAUACUUCCUUCUGUAUCGAAUCUAGCAUCCUCAGAGGAUAGAAGGUGUUGUGGAGUAUCCGACAAGCAUUUAAGGUGAUAUUUUAUACCAGACAAGACCUAAUCCUGAACUACAGGAUUUGUGAAAACAACCAGCUUGGGUUUUUGCUGCAUUAAACUCAAUCAGAUUGUGGUGGUGAUCUGUUUCUGCCUAUUGCCUUAAACAUGGACGUUGGUAUAUUCGGUUAAGCUUCGGAAUUGAUUUAUUUUGAUAUUAAAGUGAUAUAUAAACACUUGACACAUUCUGUAAAGCCUUGAUAGCCAAAAUGGCAUUAAAUAUCAUAAUUGUUCAAAUAAAUCUAGUCCGAAAAAUAUAACACGCAGUUUUUAGUAAUAAUUUCCAAAAUACAUACACGCUAAGUGCUAUAACAUAAACUUUGUUCUCAGACACCCCUAGAAGUGUAUCGGUAGCUAGGGAAGUGGAGAUACAAAGUUGGUUAUGGCAUUAACGUGUUACUGAGAAAUUUCCUCAA
Messenger RNA from Diorhabda sublineata, 5980 nucleotides. RefSeq names its product actin-related protein 8 (gene Arp8). The record is from RefSeq and is a predicted model, not a curated record. Gene Ontology annotation, biological process: regulation of DNA-templated transcription; double-strand break repair. Gene Ontology annotation, cellular component: Ino80 complex. Lineage: Eukaryota; Metazoa; Arthropoda; Insecta; Coleoptera; Chrysomelidae. The transcript is spliced from 5 exons. Bases 405 to 2102 code for a protein of 565 amino acids.